Rhinocladiella mackenziei CBS 650.93 is the source of this 330-nucleotide messenger RNA. RefSeq lists its product as uncharacterized. The transcript has a single exon. The record is from RefSeq and is a predicted model, not a curated record. The coding region runs from base 1 to 330 and encodes 109 amino acids. NCBI's taxonomy places the organism in Eukaryota, Fungi, Ascomycota, Eurotiomycetes, Chaetothyriales, Herpotrichiellaceae. Gene Ontology annotation, molecular function: protein binding.
AUGGCGGCCGUCAAGAAAGAAGACGUGCCAUUGAUCCAACUACUGGUCGUCACGGGCACCGAUGCGAAUCAGCUCGAUGGCGAAAACUAUGUCACAGCCCUCAUUACAGCAAUCUUGAAGCAAGCAAAUCUUGUUGUGAAAAUGUUACAAGAUGCCGGAGCCAACCCAGAUGUAGAAGUGGGCUUAUGCAGUCUUCAUCCGUUGCAACUUCGAUUGACUAGUCCGCCCCCGAUGGCAGCUGUCGAAAUGGGCGAUCUAGCUGUAAUAUCAACUCUACUUGAGUUUGUCGCUGACGUUGACGCAGAGGGUGAUGUGAUCCUGCUAUGGUAG